AUGUCGACAUUUCGAGGAGAUGCUGGGCAAGGAAGCUCGAAGAGCCCUUUAGUAUCAACUCCAGUGGUGUUCUUUGGAAAACGAAAGACUGAUAUAAAGAGAUCAAAACGAAGGGAGUCUUCGCUUUAUAUAACCAGUUUACAAAGCUGGCUGUUAACCCAAGCCACUCAUGCUGGCGUCCUAUUGAUAUCGAAGAACAUUACCACCAACGAUGUUGUGGAAGCAAGACGCGCAGAUAGUUUCGAACUCUCGGAAAUUGAAGAUUGGAAAGUUCCACAGCAUAAUCCGACGCUAAUGGCUCUAAUGGAAACUGCCAGAAAGAAAGCACAUUUGGGGCCAACUAGUCCGGUCCCUCUACGAUUCCUCUUCCUUCUCGUCCCAAGCACAACGAGCGCAUGUACUGGCUGCGUAUUUCUGUCCUAUAUGGACUGUCUUAUGUUCCACAUUCGGCAGCAAGUGGGAUCCGAAAAGACAUCAAUGUCUAAAGAAGCCUUUGGGCCAAACACAUUUCGAAACCACAUAUCCAACUCGCAAGUCCGAUUUCAAGAUCAGAGCUUAGCGCCACCACAACAUUCUCGUAUCCUUUGCAUAGUCGACCCCACCUUCUAUCAGACUUUGAAACUGGCAUGCCUUCGAGGGAUGCGCCACAGCCCCUCCUUCAUACAAACAGCUCCCGCCCCAAACCUUUGGAGGCCGUUCUCUUCCUCUUCCUCCAACGAUUCAGAGACAAGCCACACUCUCUCUAAUGACGGAUCCCUUCCGUUAGCAUGGACCCUCUCACCUCCCUCGGACUCGCUUCAAAUAUUAUUCAAUUUUCCAGUUUGCGGGAAAGCCGAUAGAGGAAAGCCAGGAGGCUUACCAAUCCGUCAGUGGUAUAUCGGAACGUGUUGCUACAAUGAACUACGAUCUUAUAAAUCUGCAUCAACAGUUGUGGCUGAGAAAUUGAUCGCAAUAGUCCAAGGGCCAAAAUCCACUGAAAAGCGAAAGAGAUGGAGGGGUUUCAAAUAUGCCCUUGCAAGUACUUGGAAGAAGAAAGAUGUCUCAGCCUUGCAGAUGAGGCUAGCAGAAAUACGACAGCGGCAAUACUAA
Messenger RNA from Lindgomyces ingoldianus, 1089 nucleotides. RefSeq lists its product as uncharacterized. The record is from RefSeq and is a predicted model, not a curated record. The transcript has 9 exons. Bases 1 to 1089 code for a protein of 362 amino acids. Lineage: Eukaryota; Fungi; Ascomycota; Dothideomycetes; Pleosporales; Lindgomycetaceae.